Penicillium malachiteum is the source of this 1980-nucleotide messenger RNA. RefSeq names its product AAA family ATPase CDC6. The record is from RefSeq and is a predicted model, not a curated record. NCBI's taxonomy places the organism in Eukaryota, Fungi, Ascomycota, Eurotiomycetes, Eurotiales, Aspergillaceae. Gene Ontology annotation, biological process: DNA replication initiation; cell division; mitotic DNA replication checkpoint signaling. The transcript has 3 exons. Gene Ontology annotation, molecular function: DNA replication origin binding; ATP binding; ATP hydrolysis activity. Gene Ontology annotation, cellular component: nucleus. Bases 1 to 1980 code for a protein of 659 amino acids.
AUGGCAGCUACGAUUCUUGGAAAGCGCACUCGGGGAGUGGAGGCGGAAGCGCUUCCCGUGCGCACUGCCAGCAGACGCCGAACUGCCGCACCCCGAGUUCAUGACGAGGUUGCUGUUCCUAUUCUCCCACGUCGAACCCGCUCAACUCGACUCGCCGCCAAAAAGGAAAAUGUAGAGCAGGAGCUGGAUCAGGAAAAUGAAGCGAACAAUAAGACCUCCGAUAAGGCCGCUUCUAAGCACACACUGCGCGAGGAUGAUGGUGAGUGUCCAGUCAAGAUUAAAUCCCAUUUUCGCACCUCGAAACUUGUUGAGGAUGAGAAACCUGUGAAAGUCGAGGAAUCUGAAAAGCUUGAAAUCCCCAAAAAGCUUGACAACCCAGCCCCUAUUGAAUUUAAGACACCACAGAAGGCUCGAUUCAGAGAUGCGCUUCAAACAUCUCCAGUCACUCCCCGUCAUCGUGUACAGGUAGGAGCUAGAACCGUCACUCCGCGGACUCCCCGACAUGCCGAUCUACCUCCAACCCCUCGUCCAAGUGCCACUCCAACCACGUUUCAGACAGUGUACUCCCAGGCCCGACAGCUUUUUGCGCGAGGCGCCACCUCUGGGCGACUUGUUGGUCGAGAUUCCGAGCGAGAGAAAGUGUCGACUUUUAUUGAGGAUUGUGUCCAGUCUAAAAAGGGUGGCUGUUUAUACAUCAGUGGGCCCCCGGGAACCGGAAAGAGCGCAAUGGUCAACGAAGUGUGUCAAGAUAUGGAUCUCACCAAUGUCAAAGUGUCUCAUGUCAAUUGCGUCAGUAUGCGCAACGCGCGGGAUGUGUAUAGUAAGCUCAUCCAAGACUUUUGCGCUGAAUCGGAAGUGUUCAAGAAGAGUGAGACGGAUCGACUAAAGGAGCUCUUCAUACCAUCCAAGCAGAAAGGUCUGUUCUUGGUCAGUUUGGAUGAAAUGGAUCAUUUACUCCAGGGUGAUUCCGGUGUGCUACAAUCCUUGUUUGAGUGGUCCUUGCACGACAAGUCCGCCCUGGUUCUUAUCGGUAUCGCGAAUGCUUUGGAUUUGACGGAUCGAUCUCUCCCCCAAUUAAAAGCAAAGAACCUGAAACCCAGACUUCUACCAUUCCUACCAUACAAUGCUGCUUCGAUUGCAGGUGUCAUCACUGCUCGUCUUCGAUCACUCCUCCCUGCAGGAGCAGAGUCUGACCCGAAGCUUGUGCCUUUUCUGCAACCUGCAGCAAUUCAACUUUGUGCGAAAAAGGUUGCCUCUCAGACGGGUGAUCUUCGCAAGGCGUUUGAGUUGAUCAAGCGCGCAAUUGAUGUUAUUGAGCAGGAAACAAUUGCGAAACUGGACCAGCAAGCUGCUGCCGAGUCGGACCUGCCCGUCCUUCUUGAAAACAAAAAUCUUGCUGCUUCAAAGUCAGAGAAUGACUCGCGUCCUACUAUGUCCAGCUAUACCCCAGUAACAGCACCUCGCGCAAGCAUUGCGCACAUCGCCAGAAUCACUACAUCGGCUUUUGGUCAGGGUACUGUUCAAAGACUGAAGAAUAUCAACCUGCAACAGAAAGCUGCUAUUUGCUCCUUGAUUGCACUCGAACGCAAGCGUCGGGAAAUGGAUAUUCACAGCACACCUUCCAAAUCUCGUUCCUCUCCUCCCACCGUCAAGCAAGCAUUUGACACAUAUUGUACGCUUUGCCGAAAUGAUAACAUCCUUCACCCUCUCACUGCAACCGAGUUCAAGGAUGUUCUCAGCAACUUGGAAACGAUGGGCUUGGUAGGCGAAUACCAAGGUCGCGGCCGUGGUGGUACCGUCGCUGGGGGUUCUGAUGUUCGACGCACACCGUCCAAGUCUGGCAGCGUGACUUCAACCCCGCAAAAGGCCAUGGGUGAACAGGGUCUUGUGUGUUUUGUCUCCCAAUCUGAAAUCGAAAGUCAAAUCGCUGGUCCAGGUGAAGGGAUUCUGCGACGCCUACUACGCGGUGAUGGAUUGUAA